AUGGCAGCUGUACAUAAUUUGGAUAGUCAUCAAGGAGGUAGAAUCCUCAUUUUGUGGAACAAAGACACAGUGGAUCUUGAAGUAAAGAGCAGCCAUGCACAGGUAAUACAUUGUUUGAUUCAAUGCAAGGUAACUGGUCAAAAACUGCAUUGUAGUAUGGUGUAUGGGCUGUACUCAGUGAGAAGUAGAAGAGAACUAUGGGAUUCAAUAGAGAAUUAUGGUGAGAAUAUGACAGAACCUUGGUUGGUGAUGGGUGAUUUCAAUUGUGUGAUGAGCCCAGAAGAGAAGACAGGAGGCAAUAUACCUACAAAUUAUGAGCUAAAAGACUUCAAUGAAACAGUAUUGGGGCUAGGAGUGGAGGACAUACCUUACACAGGCACCUUCUUCACUUGGUCAAAUUCUGCAGUUGAUAACACAAUAUGGAGCAAGCUGGACAGAGCCAUGGUAAAUAGUGCAUGGUAUGAUCAGAUGCCAGUAACAAAGGCUGAUUUUCAAGCCCCUGGCCCUAUAUCAGAUCAUUCACCAUGUAUAGUUACUAUACACAGAGAAAGUAACAAAGGACAGACUCCUUUCAGAUUUUUCAAUAUGUGGACUAAGCAUGAAGAGUUUCAGAACAUAGUGCAGGAAAAAUGGAAGUUUGAAGGGUAUGGAACUGACCAGUUCAAACUGUGUAAGAUGCUGAAAGGGUUGAAAAGACCCCUAAAGGAGCUAAAUAGGGCUGCAUUCAGUCACAUAACUGCUAGGGCUGAGAGGGCAGCAAAAGAAGUGGAAGAUCUACAGAUUCAGCUACAAGCAGAUCUGGAAAAUCAGGGGCUAAAAGAGAGCAUAAAACAGAAAAAGAAGACUGCUAAUUUUCUGAUGGAAGCUGAAAGGCAAUUCCUAACUCAAAAGGCUAAAUGUAAUUAUGCCUUACAUGCUGAUAAAACAAAUAAAUUCUUUCAUAACAUUGUGAAGAGAAGAAGCAAGAAAAACUUCAUUGCUGCUGUAUACAAGGAAAAUGGUCAGAAAACAGAAUCUGAGGAAGAGAUGAUAAAUGAAUUCCUUAAUUUUUAUAAGGACUUGCUGGGUACAGAGGAGGUGUGUGCACCUUUGGAUGCUACUGUGGUAGAGUCAGGGCCAGUUUUGAAUGAAGAAGAAGGGCAGGAAUUGAUAGCAGAAGUUACAGAGGUUUCGACAAUGAUCCUUCCGCAGGUUCACCUACGGAAACCUUGUUACGACUUCUCCUUCCUCUAA
Messenger RNA from Erythranthe guttata (spotted monkey flower), 1233 nucleotides. NCBI's taxonomy places the organism in Eukaryota, Viridiplantae, Streptophyta, Magnoliopsida, Lamiales, Phrymaceae. The record is from RefSeq and is a predicted model, not a curated record.